AUGGAGUCUUCCAUGGCGUCACUUCCGCCCGCCGAUCAGGAAUAUAUUGAGGUUCCCAUUAUCGAUGACAAUGAGCCCCUCAUCGAUGUUGUGCGCAAACUGCAAAAUUAUAUGAUACAGGCGAUUUCGGAAGUCUCAUAUUCAUUCGAGGAAUUAAGAUUCUCGCCCUGUGGACAAAAGCUUAGGUUACUGCUACACUCCUUGGCAGAGAACUCACACAACCCAUGCAUUAUCUCUGCAUUGAUGAUUCUAAAGUGGGAAUUCAAGAAUGCAGCCGAGAAUGACUGGGGUCUAAACGAGGGUCGCGGUUAUGCAUGCGAGUACGUAGCCUGGCAGUUUCUCUGUCACAUGAACCAGCGCGAGACAAUUGAAUACCUGUUGGAGGAACUACCUAGCCCAGUUCUCAAGCCCGUCAUCCUCACGCAAGCGGAGAGAGAUGCAUCAGGUAUCGCAUCGGCAGACGUCGAGCGAACGUUCCCGCGAGACGGCGAGAGAACACCCCUACUGAUGAGCUCAACUUCCUCACUGUACCGAUUCUUCGGCCCCAAAAAUCGCGCAGGGAGUACUUCAGACAUAGCCAAUUCUGGAAGUAACGUUUCCUAUGCAGACGCGUAUGAGCUUGGGAAGUAUUCCAUGUUCUUUGGCCUGAGCGCGCUGGAAAUAGCGGCCAUCGCAGAAGCGAAGAAGUUCCUCAGUCAGAAAGUCGUUCAGAAGGUCAUCGAUAACAUUUGGAACGGGGAGAUUGUUUUCUGGGACUCGCUCAGUGUUCAUUCCACCAAGAAACCACAGUUUUUCAACAAGCGGACGGCGGAUCCGUACUCCCGAUUGAGGGUUCCAGUUUACCGCAAGGCUUUUGAGGCUGCAUUCUUCGUCUCUUUCCUUUUCCUUUACUAUGCUGUUUUGGUAGAGAGGAAGUCCACCGGAAUAGGCAUCUUCGAGACAUUGAUGUACAUUUGGAUCGCUGCUUUUGCCUAUGACGAAUUCAGCGGCAUGACUGAUGCGGGGAUGGUCUUCUACCAGCUGGACUUCUGGAGUGUUUGGAACAUGGCCAUUAUUGGCACCGGUCUUGCCUUCGUCACCAUAAGGGUGAUCGGUCUUGGAAAGAAGAGUGAUUACAUCACCGACCUCUCUUUCGAUAUCCUGUCUUUAGAGGCUUUGUUUCUGGUUCCUCGGUGAGUCCGGAAGUCCCUGCGCCAGCAUGGUGAUAUGUGUUUCAGCUGCUUCUGACACUCGGGCUGAACAGGAUCUGCUCCCUGGUGAGCUUAAAUUCCUAUUUUGGGAGUCUGGUAGGCGAUCCCUGCGGAUCAUGCACGCUUUCUCGGAGUAUGGGCUAACACAGCCAUGCAUAGAUCCCAGUUCUCAAGGAGAUGGUGCAGUUACCCGGCCGCCCCGUAGUUGCAAGUGGCAAGGAAGCUGAUAGAAGUCGUCUAGACCAAAGCGUUCUUUCGAUUUGUUCCUGUGAUUGUAGUGUUGUAUCUAGGUGGGUAGCCCUAAACGACGCAGACGCAUUCGAGAACGCCUAAUGCCAAUGCAAUGGGGGUGUUCCUGCAGGGUUCUUGACUACAUUCACCAUGCUCGCCCGUGACCGC
Aspergillus saccharolyticus JOP 1030-1 is the source of this 1589-nucleotide messenger RNA. RefSeq lists its product as uncharacterized. Bases 1 to 1176 code for a protein of 391 amino acids. The transcript is spliced from 5 exons. NCBI's taxonomy places the organism in Eukaryota, Fungi, Ascomycota, Eurotiomycetes, Eurotiales, Aspergillaceae. The record is from RefSeq and is a predicted model, not a curated record.